AUGUUAAUCGCGUAUUUGAUUUUUGCGUUCUGUGCUUUCUUCUUCCUGGUGGCUUUGACAUUCUACUUUUCGCCGGGUUCCCCGGAUGAUUCAGUUGGAAUCCCUGGGCCGGAUCCGAGUGACGCCGCAGAUGGGAAUUUGGGCGACAUUGCUCAGGCUGGAAGCUUGCCUGCGUACCUGGAAGGUCUACACGACGAAUACGGGCCGAUAGUUUCAUUUUGGUGGGGCAAACAAAAUGUAGUUAGCUUCUGUGCACCCUUGGUGUCAGCAGAUCAUCCGCUGCUCUUCGAUCGCCCAGUGGCGCUCUUCGAAUUCCUGGAGCCUUUACUUUCGGAGGAUAGCUUGUUCUUCCUGAAUGGACCGGAAGGCAAGCAACAACGCGAAAAGUAUGAUGUGGGCAUGACGAUUGAUGCCGCCUUGGAGCAGUUCAAUCUUCCUUUAAUGGUUGCCAAUCAAAUGAUCAAAAAAUGGGCGAAAGAAUACUCCGGACCUGGCGAUCAUUUUCCUAUUCAUGGAUCCAUGCUUGCGUUUGCGAUUCGAGCGGUUUCUUCCUGUCUUUUCGGAGACAUGAGCGAAGAUCAGUGCAAAAAAUUCGGCGCAGAAUUUAAUCUCGCUUAUGAUGGGUUGAUGUUGCUUUGGCUUGGUCGUUCGUACCCUGAAGACGACCCCCGUCAAGCACGUUUCAAACAGAGUCUGAAAAGGCUCAAAGCGAUCGUGGGUGAUAUUGUUAGAAACAGAUUGCAGAAACGUGACGCCGCGUUGCAGGCUGGUGGAGAUGCUGUCUUGUCACCAGUAUUUUUGGAUAGAAUUGUCGAUUGUGUGAAGAGAUCGGAGCCCUCCGAGGAUUUGACGGAGGCCGAAGAUGCAGUGAUUCAGGCUGACGCAAUGACAUACUUCGUCAAAGGCUUCUAUCCAAUAGCAAGUUUGCUAACGUGGGCUUUGUACAAUCUGGCAAAAGACAAAGAUGUUCAGCACAAAUUGCGGGAGGAAUUCGACCAGAAUCUAUCGUCUGACCCGAACAGCGGGUCAAUCACGGAGAAGAAUUAUUCCAAAAUGAAAUAUUGUCGAGCAGUUAUAGACGAAACUUUGCGAUGGGGUAAAAUUGUUCCAAUCGCUGCCCGCUGUAGCGAAAAGGACCAUAAGCUCGGAGAUCAUGUUAUUCCUGCGUACACUCCGGUGAUUCAUGCUAUUGGAGCCAGUAUGGAUGAUCCGGAAUCGUAUGAUGACCCCGGAAGGUUUGAUCCGGAAAGAUUCUUCAGCGAUUCAGCCAGGGCCGAACAUAACGCCAAUGCUUUCGCUCCGUUUGGAUUUUCUGGAGUGCGGAAGUGUCCUGGUUUCAGGUUUGCGUACGUUCAUGCCAUGGCCCUGCUGUCUGCUUUCAUUCAGCAAUUCAAACUGAAGUUGGUGGACGAUGCAUUGGAAGCUGUUCCGCAGAUGGAUUUCGUAACAAAGCCACGCGAUGAGAUCCACGUGAACUUCACAGUCGACGAAAUCCGUGUCAUGAUGGACAGGAAGAAGAACAUCCGAAACAUGUCCGUCAUUGCUCACGUGGACCACGGAAAGUCCACUCUAACUGAUUCUUUAGUCUCGAAAGCUGGUAUCAUUGCCGCAUCAAAAGCUGGUGAGGCAAGGUUUACUGACACAAGGAAGGAUGAACAAGAGCGCUGUAUUACCAUCAAAUCAACCGCCAUCUCGAUGUACUUCGAAUUGGGCCAGAAAGAUCUAGUGCACAUUACUGCUCCUGAUCAGCGAGACAAGGAAACGACGGGAUUUCUCAUCAACUUAAUCGAUUCCCCUGGACACGUGGACUUUUCUUCUGAAGUUACCGCGGCGCUUCGCGUCACUGAUGGGGCGCUUGUAGUCGUCGAUUGCGUUUCGGGCGUUUGUGUGCAGACGGAGACCGUGCUUCGGCAAGCUAUUGGGGAGCGCAUCAAGCCCGUCCUGUUUAUGAAUAAGAUGGAUCGUGCGUUGCUAGAAUUGCAGCUAGACCAAGAGGAGCUCUACCAAACAUUCCAGCGUAUUGUUGAAAACGUGAACGUGAUUAUCGCGACUUACGGCGAUGAUUCCGGCCCCAUGGGGGUGAUAUCAGUUGAUCCGAGUAAAGGAAGCGUGGGUUUCGGGAGCGGUUUGCACGGUUGGGCUUUCACUUUGAAACAAUUCGCUGAAAUGUACGCAGAGAAAUUCAAGAUCGAUGUUGGGAAACUCAUGUCCAAACUGUGGGGAGAGAACUUCUUCAACCCGAAAACGAAGAAAUGGGCUAAGCAAAAGGACGCAGACAAUCAGAGAUCUUUCUGCAUGUACAUCUUGGAUCCUAUUUUCAAAAUAUUUGACGCGAUCAUGAAGUACAAAAAAGAGGACACUGAAAAACUUUUGGAAAAGCUGAAGAUAACCCUGAAAGGUGAAGAUAAGGACAAGGAUGGAAAGCAAUUGUUGAAGGUUGUGAUGAGGACCUGGUUGCCCGCUGGUGAUGCUCUCUUGCAAAUGAUAGCAAUUCAUUUGCCAUCCCCUGUUACUGCGCAACGUUACCGAAUGGAAAAUUUGUACGAAGGCCCGCUUGACGACGAAGCCGCAUUAGCUAUCAAGAACUGCGAUGCUGAAGGCCCUCUCAUGAUGUAUGUGUCGAAGAUGGUCCCCACGUCGGACAAAGGUCGAUUCUACGCCUUUGGUCGUGUAUUUUCUGGAAAAGUUUCCACCGGUUUGAAAUGUCGCAUCAUGGGCCCCAAUUACACUCCUGGCAAGAAGGAGGAUCUGUACGAGAAAUCUAUUCAACGCACCAUUCUCAUGAUGGGUAGAUUUGUUGAAGCCAUUACCGACGUCCCUGCCGGUAACAUUUGCGGACUGGUCGGUGUCGAUCAGUUCCUUGUCAAAACUGGUACAAUCUCAACAUUCAAGGACGCGCACAACUUGAAGGUGAUGAAAUUCAGCGUUUCACCAGUUGUGCGAGUUGCGGUCGAGGCCAAAAAUCCGGCGGACUUGCCAAAACUUGUCGAAGGAUUGAAGCGAUUGGCAAAAUCAGAUCCCAUGGUUCAGUGCAUCAUUGAAGAAUCCGGCGAACACAUCAUAGCUGGUGCCGGGGAACUUCAUUUGGAAAUUUGCUUGAAGGACUUGGAAGAAGAUCACGCGUGCAUCCCGAUCAAGAAAAGCGAUCCCGUUGUGUCCUACCGAGAGACUGUUAGCGAAGAAUCCGAUCAGAUGUGCUUGUCGAAGUCACCCAAUAAGCAUAACAGACUCUUCAUGAGGGCAGUACCAAUGCCUGACGGUCUCGCCGAAGAUAUUGACGAUGGAAAAGUAAGCUCCAAGGACGAGUUGAAAGCUCGCGCUCGUUAUCUGAGCGAGAAGUACGAGUAUGAUAUCACUGAGGCUCGAAAAAUCUGGUGCUUCGGUCCAGACGGCACUGGACCCAACAUACUCAUGGACUGCACGAAGGGAGUUCAGUAUUUGAACGAAAUCAAAGAUUCUGUCGUGGCUGGAUUCCAGUGGGCCUCGAAGGAGGGUGUGCUAGCCGAAGAAAAUUUGCGAGCCGUUCGUUUCAAUAUCUAUGACGUGACUCUUCACGCUGAUGCUAUUCACCGCGGUGGUGGCCAGAUCAUUCCUACCGCGCGACGCGUCUUGUAUGCGUGUGUGCUCACCGCAAAGCCGAGGCUGAUGGAACCCGUUUAUCUCUGCGAAAUUCAGUGCCCCGAGCAAGCCGUUGGUGGGAUUUACGGAGUAUUGAAUCGCAGAAGGGGCCACGUGUUUGAGGAAUCUCAAGUUGCCGGGACUCCCAUGUUCGUUGUGAAAGCGUACCUUCCCGUGAACGAAUCCUUCGGUUUCACCGCGGAUCUGCGAAGUAAUACUGGCGGUCAAGCAUUUCCGCAGUGCGUCUUCGACCAUUGGCAAGUCUUUCCGGGUGACCCACUGCAGCCGGGUUCGAAGAUCUACGAUGCCGUACAGGACAUUCGUAAGCGGAAGGGGAUGAAGGAAGGUUUGCCCGAUCUUGCUUCUUAUUUGGACAAGCUGUAAGAAUUCCCGACGUGCUGAACGUUUGUUGGUAAUCGUGCUCACGCACGAACAACAUUUGUUGAAAGCUGUGAAGUCCUCUCGCCGUUGUAAACUGGUUUCACGUCAAUUCGAUCGCUUGCUACUCUUUUCUUGCCUCAACUCGCGUGGGAGGCUGCAAGAUAUUUUUAAUGAACUAUCUUGAAUGAACGACUGGGUUCUCAUCAUUAAACUGGAUCCGAGAGGGAUCGAGGACUGGAA
Notodromas monacha is the source of this 4239-nucleotide messenger RNA. Lineage: Eukaryota; Metazoa; Arthropoda; Ostracoda; Podocopida; Cyprididae. The record is from the annotation of a GenBank genome assembly.